Messenger RNA from Colletotrichum navitas, 2158 nucleotides. RefSeq names its product amidase. Lineage: Eukaryota; Fungi; Ascomycota; Sordariomycetes; Glomerellales; Glomerellaceae. The transcript has a single exon. Bases 267 to 1946 code for a protein of 559 amino acids. The record is from RefSeq and is a predicted model, not a curated record.
GCCUGAUGAGGCAGCCAUACAAUAUAUUCAUAUGCAAAUUAGACAAAUACCCCACCAAUCGCACGAAUCCCCAGACUGGAUGACACGAGAUUCCUGACCGGGGUUGCAAUCCUCCGAACCUAUUUAGGGCCGGUGUUCGCCCAAAAGAACGCGUCCAUGGACAUCACGGCUACGUCUGCGCCACGAAGAAUUCUCCGACUUUGUGGUGCAUUGGUGAUUCAUGAGAACAAAUCUCAUAUCAGCUGUACUUGAAUAACACCAGCAACAUGGCGUCAUCUUGGUUUGCCAAGGCCGUCUCACGCCUUUUAUGUUCGGUGUAUGCAGCUUCAUUCUACCGACGGCCUUCAACUGCCAGUUUUCCGCCCCUUCUAGACGCAACUCUAGAUGAUCUACAGCAAGGGCUCGAUAGCGGUCUCUUCACUAGCGUUGACUUGGUGAAUGCCUACAUUGCUCGCAUUGACGAGUUGAACGAUGACCUGCACGCCAUCGCCGAGAUCAACCCUGACGCAGUCUCCAUUGCUGCUUCUCUAGACCAAGCGCGAAAGCAAGGUGAGCCUCUUCUUGGGCAUCUACACGGCAUCCCAGUGCUCCUGAAGGACAACAUUGCGACCGGCGACAAGAUGAAUAACACUGCUGGCUCUUUCGCGCUCGUUGGAGCGAAAGUUGGCGAAGACAGUAACGUGGCGGACAAGCUCCGCAGAGCCGGUGCCGUUAUCCUUGGUAAGACCACCAUGGACCAAUGGGCGACUUUUCGGGGUACCAACUCCAGCGCUGGAUGGUCUGCCCGAGGGAACCAGCCGAUCGGGGCGUUUUAUCCAAACCAAGACCCGUCGGGGUCCUCCUCAGGAAGUGGAAUCGCAUCUUCAAUCGGUCUCGCGUGGGCUUCACUUGGCACGGAGACACUGGGAUCUAUCACUAUGCCUUGCGAUGUCUCCAAUCUCGUGGGGAUCAAACCUACUCUCGGUCUCGUCUCACGGCACCUCGUCAUACCGAUUACUGAGCAUCAGGAUGUAGUCGGUCCGAUGGCUCGUACGGUGAAAGAUGCCGCGCAUUUACUAGCAGCUAUCGCAGGCCCGGAUCCCCGAGAUAACUACACUUCAGCGAUACCGUUCACGGAGACGCCAAACUACGCCGCAGCUUGUGUUGACUCAGGUCUCCAGGGGAAACGAAUUGGUAUCCCGAGGCAUCUGUUCAAAGACGCACCUUGGCCGAAUACCAACUACUCCAUCUCCCUCUUCGACUCUGCGGUAGAAACUCUGAGAUCUGCCGGAGCUGAAAUUAUUGACAACAUACGGCUUCCCCUGGGUGACCAUGUUACACAGCUACUCAGCCUAUCUGGCCAGGUCAUGGGUGCAGACUUCCUCGUAAACCUCGAGGAAUACUUUGCGAAGCUCACCUACAACCCUUACAACAUCACCACGGUCGCCGAACUUCGAAAUUGGACGCAAGGCGACCCACGCGAAGGCUAUCCGGAACAUAAUACUGCAGUGUGGGAUGGAGAACUUGUCAGAGGCAUUCGCAACACCGAUCCCCUCUUCUGGGAGCUUUACACCGAGAGACAGUAUUUUGCGGGUCCUCUGGGGUACGAGGGAGCUUUGAAGAACCAUUCGCUCGACGCUCUGGUGCUUCCAACGAGAUAUGUACUGGGUCCCGCGGCGCUUCUAGGCACGCCGGUCAUAACUGUUCCUUUCGGAAGGCAUCCGGACGACACACCGAUUGUGAAGGAUGACCUCGGCAAUCUCGAUGUUUUGGCACCGAACUUGCCUUUUGGUAUUGGUUUUGCUGGUGCAGCGUUCAGCGAGGAGAAUUUGAUAAGCAUGGCAUAUGCUUUUGAGCAGAGGACCAAAGCUCGGACCGCGAUCAAGCCAUACAUCCAGCCAAAAACCGAGCUAGGGGAUAUUGUACAGUCAAAAGAAUGGCGAACGAAUCGUCUGGAUCUGUUGUAGAUCAAAGACUAUGGCUGUGGUCAUCUAACUGACGUUCAUCAUGUUGUUACAAAAUGGUAACAUUUGGGCCACACUACGCCUCAUCGGUGGAAUAGGAAAUUUCUUCCAACCUGACGCUAUCACACCACGGUAGAAUGAAUUAAUUUUAGACCAUUCCGUUUCCUCCAUUUCCAAGACUUUGUCAGCAGAACACAGUCUCCCAUAGAUAAGGC